Molecule: messenger RNA, 2295 nt
Organism: Cotesia glomerata
Lineage: Eukaryota; Metazoa; Arthropoda; Insecta; Hymenoptera; Braconidae
Product: cilia- and flagella-associated protein 45
Exons: 7
Coding region: 665-2179 (504 amino acids)
Source: RefSeq, a predicted model, not a curated record
UAACGCUCGAAGACGAUGACGACUCGGGCGAGUACGAGGGUGAUAACGCUGCUGCUGCCUUCACAGCCCAUCAGUUAAACACUAAAAAAUAUAAAUCAACACUUGUAUUUAUACUUAACACACGGUUUGAAUUUUUAAAAAACACCAACACUGGUGAAACUUUUUCAUUAAAUUAUUUUGUGAGUAUAAUAACAAUAAAUAAAUUUUUAUUUUAUUAUUUUUGAUAAAAAAAAACGCUAAAACUGUAUAAUAUUCGUGUUUAGAGAAAAAGCGACUCGAGAGCAGCAACGUGCCGGUACCAACGACGGCUGGCUCGGUUCUACGCUGUAUUGUGGGUGUCGGGUCACAUCUUGCAGGGCCACGUGGUCGUUCAAACUCAGCAAAGCACUUGUUCGAGUUUGCGCGCAUCAAUAUUCCUAUCAGUAUAUCCUUCUUAUUCUAUUCACUCUUCGCACGUUUUAUACCUGCUAAGCUCUGCAGAACAAGAAAAUUUAAGCGGAUUAUGUCUAUUAUCUAUUACCUGAACUGACCUACGCUAGAUUUUCAUUUACUUUCUAUUUUAAAAUUUUAAAAACUGAACGAGGGAGUUUUUUUUUCCUUCUUUGACGUCACUCAAUUCUGCUUGUACCUCGGUGGAAUAAAAAGAUAAUUAGACAAUUAAAUAAUGAGCACGGCGGUUUUAAGAUAUGUUUCUUCGGAUGCGGGUAAAUCAAAAAGAUCUUUUUCCGCGCCUGUUAAAAAGUCUAAUUCCAGGGAAACUGUUCACCAUGCUAAUUUGGGUAGAGCACUACGGAUUCCCUGUAAAAAUAUAACACUGGAUUGUACGUCAAAAGUAUUGACAAAAUCCGAGUAUGACUAUUUCCGUAAUUGUGCGAUUGAAGGUCUCAAGACGGAGAAAGAAAGGCGAGAUAAUUUGUACGAAAAUGAGAUGAAGAAAGAACAUUUGCUGGCGGAGAGUAUUGCUCGGAAGGAAAAAAUACGCCAAAUGGACACGGAAAAAUUGAAGAAGAAAACUAAUAAGCUUGAUGAGUUUGAAGCUGAAGCGAAGGCGAGGACUAUGCAUUUGUUAGAGAGAGCGAAUAACUUGAAACUGGAGCAGGAAGAAGAAAUGCAGUUGUGCAAUAAAUUAAUUUUAGAGACCAAGUGCCGAGCUAUCAGAGAUCUUCAGAUUGCAGAAAGAAGAUUGAUUGAAAAAGAACUGAGUGAAGAAGAAAAGCGGCUGAAUGAAAUGAUGGAAAAUGAGCGACGGGAAAAAAUAGAAAAAGAGAAGAAGAAAGAAGAGGAAUUAGCUGCUAAAAGACGGGAAUUUGCAUCCCGGUUGAAGCAUCAAAUAAUCGAGAAUGAGGAGCAGAAGAUUAUUGAAUUUGAGAGGAAACAAGAGGAGGGUAAAUUGAUAAAUCUCAGUAAUAUUGCGUGGAUGGAUGAAGAAAUAUUGAAGGAAAAGAGGAGAAAAGAGCAGGGCGCGUUGAUAAGGAAAGAACUUGCUGUUGAAAAUGAACGGCUGAAGAAAUUCAAAGAAAUUGAACGUGAGGAAAACAGAAUUAUUGAUAUGAGAAUAAAAGAAUACCAGCGAAUGAAGGCAGAGCGUGAUAAAGCAAUUGCAGAGACUCAGAAGGCCAUCCAAGCUCAGAAAAAUCAAGAGCGAAUUCGGGUAAUGAAACAGGCGAUGCAGGCUCAUGAUUUUCAAGCCCAGAUUGAGGAGCUUAAUGAAAUACGGAUCAAAGAGGAGGUAGAGCGUGAGUGGCGACGCCGGGAAAAAGAAGCUGCGCUUAAUAAAUUGAAGAUAAGGCGACAAUUUGCUCAAGCACGACAGGAUCAAAUAAAGUGCCGUAAAAUUCUUCAGGCUAUGGAGUUGGAACGGGACAAGCGUGAAUUUCAGAAAAUUGUUGCCGCGCAAAAAGAAGCUCUAGCAAAGGAACAGGAAAAUCGAGAGAAGCAGCUACGGCAAGCUCAGAAACAUCGUGAUGAAAUAUUGAAACAAGUAAAUGACAAAGAAAAGGACAAAGUUGAAGCAAGACGAAGGGUGUUUGAAGAGGGUAUGGCUCAGAGGGCGGAAAUUGAAAUGAGAGCAAGAAGACUGAGAGAAGCCAUGGAAAGAAAAUGCCAAGAAAUGAGAGAAAAUAAAGUUCCAGAAGUUUAUAUCAAUGAUAUCAAAAGCAUGAUUGCUAAAAUUCAAUAAGCUUGAGCUGUUUAAGGGGAAAUUGUAUAAGUUACUAUGCAGCGCUUUUUUUUUUAUAAAAGAUAGAAAAUUGAGUAGAAAAAUUAUUAUUAUAUUCAGUUUUUGUUUUAUACAUU